Messenger RNA from Toxoplasma gondii ME49, 1803 nucleotides. RefSeq lists its product as hypothetical. The record is from RefSeq and is a predicted model, not a curated record. The transcript is spliced from 24 exons. NCBI's taxonomy places the organism in Eukaryota, Apicomplexa, Conoidasida, Eucoccidiorida, Sarcocystidae. The coding region runs from base 1 to 1803 and encodes 600 amino acids.
AUGGUUCAUUUGCGGCACAGGUUCUCCCCGAGGUACGACAUCACUCUGGCACGAAUUGUCGACGUGUUGGGUGUGGCGGCGCCACAUGGCCGGGCGGUUGUAUGCUGUCAGGAGGUUGUAACAGUCUGGGUCUGUCUCCGAGAUUUUUGGGCGUAUUCAUCAGGCGUCGGAGAGAGUGAGUGUCCGGCGUGGGAUGCGUGGUCCAAUCCAGUUGCGGAAGCGAACGAUCCGAGUUCACUCGUUUCGGAAUACGCCGCGUGUGGCGUGUGGUGGCUCCACACGGUCCUGCCUUUUUCCGGUAUGAGGCUCGUCGCGUACCUGCGCGGAUGGGAGGCGGAGCUGCGGCACAGGUGCUCCCCGAGGUGCCGCAUCACUCUGGCACGAAUUGUCGACGUGUUGGGUGUGGCGGCGCCACAUGGCCCGGCCGUCGUAUGGCAUACGACUCGUCGAGUGGAUGCGCCUAUGGAUGGGAGCUUACCGGUUGUGGGUCGUUAUGCAGUCUGUCUAGGAGAUGCUCGGGCGUUAUGUUCAGGCGCGGAAGAGAGUGAGUGUCCGGCGUGGGAUGCGUGGGCCAAUCCAGUUGCGGAAGCGAACGAUCCGAGUUCACUCGUUUCGGAAUACGCCGCGUGUGGCGUGUGGUGGCUCCACACGGUCCUGCCUUUUUCCGGUAUGAGGCUCGUCGCGUACCUGCGCGGAUGGGCGUCGGACUUGCGGCACAAGUGCUCUCCGAGGUGCCGCAUCACUCUGGCACGAAUUGUCGACGUGUUGGGUGUGGCGGCGCCACAUGGCCCGGCCGUUGUAUGGUAUGCGACUCGUCGAGUGCAUGCGCAUAUGGCUGAGAGGUUACCGGUUGUGAGUCGUUAUGCAGUCUGUCUAGGAGAUGCUCGGGCGUUUUGCUCAGGCCGUGAAGAGAGUGAGUGUCCGGCGUGGGAUGCGUGGGCCAAUCCAGUUGCGGAAGCGAACGAUCCGAGUUCACUCGUUUCGGAAUACGCCGCUUGUGGCGUGUGGCGGCCCCACACGGUCCUGCCUUUUUCCCGUAUGAGUCUCGUCGCGUACCUGCGCGGAUGGGUGUCGGAGGUGGUUUUCCGGCGUGGCUGCUCGUUGACAGGAAGCGAUAAGAGUGAGUGUCCGGCGUGGGAUGCGUGGGCCAAUCCAGUUGCGGAAGCGAACGAUCCGAGUUCACUCGUUUCGGAAUACGCCGCUUGUGGCGUGUGGCGGCCCCACACAGUCCUGCCUUUUUCCCGUAUGAGUCUCGUCGCGUACCUGCGCGGAUGGGCGGCGGAGUCCGCCUGCGACAUUGUUGGGCGUUUUGUUCAGGAGGCGGAGUCCGUCUGCAACAUUGUUGGGCGUUUUGUUCAGGAGGCGGAGUCUGGCUGGGCGAUGGUCGAGCGUUUUGUUCAGGUCCGGCUGUCUGUCUGCGAUAUUGUUGGGCGUAUUCUUCAGGAGGUGGAGUCCCUCUGCGACAUUGUUGGGUGUAUUUGUCAGGCGGCGCAGUCUCUCUGCGAGAUUGUUGGGCGUUUUGUUCAGGUCCUGAAUUCUGUCUGCGAUAUUGUUGGGCGUAUUCUUCAGGAGGCGGAGGUUGCGGGGUGGGAUGAGGGGGUGGGGGGUGGUGACAGCCAGAGGUCCGACGUCGCUGUGGCACGAAUUGUCGACGUGGUGGGUGUGGCGGCGCCACAUGGUCCGGCGUUGUAUGUCUGUCUGGGAGAUGGUCGGGCGUAUUGCCCAGGCGCGGGAGGUAAGGGAGCAAAAGGACCCGGGGGCGGGUGGUGUGUCUCGUGGCGUCUGCUGCACCACGUAGCGUAG